GAGAGAGAGAGGAAGGGCCGGUCCUUCCUCGCUGCCCGCUUCGCCCCCGGUCUGCCCGCUCCGGCAGCCAGCGGCGAGGGGAGGGGAGAGGGAAGACCGGAGGAGGGCGCGGAGGCAGCGCCGUCACCAGAGGAGGCGGCGGCGAGGAGGAGGAGGAGGAGAAGCCGGAGCCGAGCCUCGCCUCGCAGCCCCUCCGCCGUCACCGCCUCGCCGUCCCCGGCCGCCGGAGACACCGGCGGCCGCCCGUCCUCAUGAUGGCCUCGACCCCCUGCACCCGCUUCACCGACGAGUACCAGCUCUUCGAGGAGCUCGGGAAAGGGGCGUUCUCCGUCGUGAGGAGGUGCAUGAAAAUCACCACAGGACAAGAGUACGCUGCCAAAAUCAUCAACACCAAAAAGCUCUCGGCUAGGGAUCACCAGAAACUGGAAAGGGAAGCUAGAAUCUGUCGCCUCUUGAAGCAUCCCAAUAUUGUGCGGCUCCAUGACAGCAUAUCAGAAGAAGGAUUCCAUUACCUAGUCUUUGACUUAGUCACUGGAGGUGAAUUGUUCGAAGAUAUAGUUGCAAGAGAAUAUUAUAGUGAAGCAGAUGCCAGUCAUUGCAUUCAGCAGAUCCUGGAGGCCGUGCUGCACUGCCAUCAGCUGGGCGUGGUCCAUCGCGACCUCAAGCCUGAGAACUUACUUCUAGCUAGCAAAUCAAAGGGAGCAGCAGUAAAACUGGCAGACUUUGGAUUGGCUAUAGAAGUCCAGGGAGAGCAGCAAGCUUGGUUUGGCUUUGCUGGUACCCCGGGAUACCUUUCUCCAGAAGUGUUACGAAAAGAUCCUUAUGGAAAACCUGUGGAUAUGUGGGCAUGUGGAGUCAUUCUGUAUAUCCUCCUGGUGGGAUACCCUCCGUUCUGGGAUGAAGACCAGCACAGGCUUUACCAGCAGAUCAAGGCUGGUGCUUAUGAUUUCCCCUCACCAGAAUGGGACACAGUGACUCCUGAAGCAAAAGACCUUAUCAACAAAAUGCUCACCAUCAACCCAGCGAAACGUAUCACAGCAUCAGAAGCACUAAAGCAUCCCUGGAUCUGUCAACGUUCUACUGUUGCCUCUAUGAUGCACAGACAAGAGACUGUAGAUUGCUUGAAGAAAUUCAAUGCCAGAAGAAAACUAAAGGGGGCCAUUUUGACAACAAUGCUGGCUACCAGAAAUUUCUCAGCAGCCAAGAGUUUACUGAAAAAGCCGGACGGAGUUAAGAUAAACAACAAAACCAACGUGGUAACCAGCCCCAAGGAAAAUAUUCCUACCCCGGCGCUGGAGCCCCAAACUACAGUAAUCCACAACCCUGAUGGAAAUAAGGAAUCAACAGAGAGUUCCAACACAACCAUCGAAGAUGAGGAUGUGAAAGCUCGUAAGCAGGAGAUUAUCAAGGUGACCGAGCAGUUGAUUGAAGCCAUCAACAACGGGGACUUUGAAGCUUACACGAAAAUCUGUGAUCCAGGCCUUACGUCUUUUGAACCUGAAGCUCUGGGUAAUCUGGUAGAAGGGAUGGACUUCCACCGGUUUUACUUUGAAAAUGCUCUGUCCAAGAGUAACAAGCCGAUCCACACGAUCAUCCUGAACCCGCACGUGCACCUGGUGGGCGAGGACGCGGCCUGCAUCGCCUACAUCCGCCUCACGCAGUACAUGGACGGCAGCGGCAUGCCCAAGACCAUGCAGUCCGAGGAGACGCGCGUCUGGCACCGCCGCGACGGCAAGUGGCAGAACGUCCAUUUCCACCGCUCAGGCUCGCCCACAGUACCUAUCAAUGCCUAGCGCAGAGGGAUCCCCACCGCGGCUCCGGCCCCUACCUGCUACGCUAAAAAUAUCAGCGGUGCCGCUCUUGCAUUUUCUGUACCCAACGCACCCGGUUGAUUUACCAUCUUGGCCAUCCCGUUCUCUUCAUGCAUGUUUCUGAGUGCAUGGAGUCGUGAAGGUUCUUCAUGUAACACAUUUGUGACGCACCACGUUGCUGUAUAUUCCAUCUGUACACUGUUAGCAUUUCAAUGAAGGCGAUGUUCCAUGCAAAUAGAGAAUAACAAGGAGUAAAAAAAGGCAAAAAAAAAAAAAAAAAAGAAAUAAAAAUGUUGGAUGGACGGCAGUAGAUACACAAUACAUCUGUCACUUCCUCCAUUUAUGCCAAGUUUUGAGAGAUAACUUUAAAAACUAUCCUGUUUAUUAAAAAAAAAAAAAGGAAAAAAAAAAAAGAAAAAGUAUAUUUUACCUUCUUUUUUUAAGAACUGUUUUUUGACUCCUCCUUUUCCCCCCGAGUCCCAGGAUUUUGCUUUGGUUCUGGUAGGAAUGGUUAGGAUUUCCGCUGGCAGCUCCGUUACUGUCAAACAGAUUUUUGUUACGGCACGUACAUGGGCAAAAUCACUGAUAAAUGUGGAAGUGAUAAUAUCUUGGCUUUGGACCAGCUGAAGCCUUCUUAGUCUAUUAGUCUGUGUAAACUGGAAAAAGCUCCUUAUUUGCUGGCUUGGCCACUCCAGAAUUAACUGUCAGUGUUCUGGUGAGUCAGCAGCUUCUGUUUUCCCGUGGAGUCCUUUUUGCUUUCUUAUUUUGCUUAACUGAAAAUUCCUAUUGGAUGAUUAAGCAAAAUUAAAAAAUUGUAAGGAAUUAAGAGGUAAUUGAGAGGCAUUUUCGAGGAUUAAAAUGGAAGGAGAGAGAAAGAUUUUUAUCGCUUUUAGGAUGUACUGUAAAUUUUUUAAGGAGGCUUUAAAAAAAUAUAAACUAUAAUAUGUUGGUUAAUCUGUAGACCAGUUGUGUGGUUGAUAUACUCGAGAAAUAUUAGGCCUUAAAGCUGAGUAUGAAGAGUUUACUUACAUUACACUGCUGCUGUUGCUUCUCUGGAAAUGAGUUAUGGACACACCGGUUUUACCACAGAUUUGUCUCCCCCUCUUCCCCCUCAACGCGCUGUUGGUUUCUUAAGCUCCUGGUGCAGCGUAUGGUGCCGAGCCCAGCGAUUCCCACAGUGAUUCCCACAGCGAUCCCGUUGGGUUUGGCCGGAGGCAGCCAAAGGAGGGACACUGCUGCCAGCGCAGAACGCAAACCUCGUAACGGGGACUAGUUUUCCUUCCCUCACGUUGCUGUGAAAAUACGUCCUCGCAAGAAUUUCGGUUUCCUCCCUUCCAUUCCCGAUAGCAGAGCGCAGGGAUGGGUUGUUUUUGUUUUUCCCAUUGGUUACUGGUUCUGUUGGCAGGGCUCCCUGCUCUCCACGGCGCUGUACAGUGCAUGGGAUCUCCAUCACGCUCCUUUUUAGCCGUUAAAAACUUACAACUCUGCAGCCUGAAGUUUUUAAAAUGGGAAAAGCUUCCUAAUUUGUAUCAUUUCACCUUUCUGUGUCGAUGACUAAUCAAAAGCAGUUCUUAAACAUGUCGAUGUUGUUACUAGUGGAUGUAUGGUAGAUGGAUUUAAGCUUCUCUGAUAAUUACUACAUGAUUUUAAACAAUAUAUAUUUAAAAUAAGCAUCUACAAUAAAUGUGUUGAGCCAUAUUAACCUGCCAAUGGGAUCUGUGAAAAAAGUAAUGGCCUCGUUUUUUUUUUUCAUUAAUUUCUUUACUCUUUUUUUUUUUUUUUUUUUUUUGUGAAGCGGCUAUAAGUGGCAUAACUGUAUUUAAAAUUAACAAAUUAGGUGUAGGGUGUUUUUUUUUUUUAUACUUCUAACAUAGCAUGUGGUGUUGACGUAUUACUGUAGACCAAGUUUGUCUUCCACACCAAGACGUGAGGAAAUUGUGAUUUGUUCUCUCCACCACAACUGAAUUAUACACUUCUGUCAUUUUGGAACACUGCAGUUUACCAUGGGACACAGUGUACAUAUUUCUUGCCAUAAUGGUAAAUGAUUGAUAUAUUUAAGGAUUAAUAAAUUUGUGAUUUCUGCUGA
Messenger RNA from Chiroxiphia lanceolata (lance-tailed manakin), 3897 nucleotides. RefSeq names its product calcium/calmodulin dependent protein kinase II delta (gene CAMK2D). Gene Ontology annotation, molecular function: calcium/calmodulin-dependent protein kinase activity; calmodulin binding; ATP binding. The transcript is spliced from 22 exons. Bases 252 to 1793 code for a protein of 513 amino acids. Gene Ontology annotation, cellular component: cytoplasm; neuron projection. The record is from RefSeq and is a predicted model, not a curated record. Gene Ontology annotation, biological process: protein phosphorylation. NCBI's taxonomy places the organism in Eukaryota, Metazoa, Chordata, Aves, Passeriformes, Pipridae.